This is a messenger RNA of Suricata suricatta (meerkat), 3935 nucleotides long. It is a transcript of the gene COG1, whose product is annotated as component of oligomeric golgi complex 1. Gene Ontology annotation, cellular component: COG complex; Golgi apparatus. Gene Ontology annotation, biological process: intra-Golgi vesicle-mediated transport. Lineage: Eukaryota; Metazoa; Chordata; Mammalia; Carnivora; Herpestidae. Bases 516 to 3416 code for a protein of 966 amino acids. The transcript is spliced from 15 exons. The record is from RefSeq and is a predicted model, not a curated record.
CGCGCCUUCGAGAAAAGCCGGUCCCGAGCAACUGCGAAGUUACUCUCGCCGGUGAACACGAACGGAUCCCAAUUCCUCCACUCCUGGCGUUGCAUUCGGCCACGGCGCCGUAAGAUAACGCCCGGUGCCCGCAGGCAGCGCAGGGAACCUAGCGGUCAAGUUGUGCCGGGACCCGGGGCGGCUGCGGCUUUCCGAGGGGCUCGGACGCCCGGAGCAGACAGAGCAGCCGCACGGCCCGGGCAGAGGUCAGAUGCGCGGAGGGUGCACCUGCACCGGGCGGGGCUGCGGGUCCCAGCGCGCCGACUGACGGUGGGCCCUAGGGACCUGCCCACCCACCCGCAGCGUCUCUCUUUAAAACAAGCCACCACCCAUUCCGGCCCCGCUCCUCGGCCGCAAGAGCGGCCCCGAACAAGAAUGGCGGGCAGCGGGGCGGAAGCGCUUCCGCCCCCACCCAAGAUGGCUGCCGGGCGGGCCUCCGGGCGGAAGUGACCUGUCGGGAGGCUGACGGGUCCAUCAUGGCGGCCGCGGCCACCUCCCCCGCGCUGAAGCGGCUGGAUCUGCGCGACCCCGCGGCGCUUUUCGAGACACACGGAGCGGAGGAGAUCCGCGGACUGGAGCGCCAGGUUCGGGCCGAGAUCGAGCACAAGAAAGAGGAGCUGCGGCAAAUGGUGGGAGAGCGGUACCGCGACCUGAUCGAGGCGGCCGACACCAUCGGCCAGAUGCGCCGCUGCGCCGAGGGGCUGGUGGACGCCGUGAGGGCCACCGACCAGUACUGCGCCCGUCUCCGCGAGGCCGGCUUGACAGCCCCCCUACCGUCGCGGGACCCGCAGCCCCAGCAGCCGUCCCAGGAGAAGUUCUACAGCAUGGCUGCCCAGAUCAAGCUCCUCUUGGAAAUUCCCGAGAAGAUCUGGAGCUCCAUGGAGGCCUCUCAGUACUUGCACGCCACGCAGCUGUACCUGCUCUGCGGUCACCUGCACGGCCUGCUCCAGCUGGACUCUUCUGGCUCUCGAUACAGCCCCGUCCUCUUGCGAUUCCCCAUACUCAUCCGGCAGGUGGCAGCGGCCAGCCACUUCCGGUCGACUAUUCUGCAUGAAAGCAAGCAGCUGCUCAAAUGCCACGCCGUGUCUGACCAGGCUGUGGCCGAGGCCCUGUGCUCCAUAAUGCUCUUGGAAGAGAGCUCCCCUCGCCAAGCCCUCACAGACUUCCUGUUGGCCCGAAAGGCAGCCAUUCAGAAACUUCUCAACCAGCCACAGCACGGUUCUGGCAUCAAGACUCAGAUUUGCUCGUUGGUGGAGCUGCUGGCCACCACGCUGAACCAAGCUCAUGCUCUUUUCUACACGUCACCGGAAGGGCAGCUGCCAGACCCGUCCCUGCCGUGCGGCCUGCUCUUCUCAACUCUAGCGACCAUCACAGGCCAGCAUCCCCCCGGGAAGGGCGCCGGCGUCCUGCAAGAGGAGGUGAAGCUGUGCAGCUGGUCCAGACACCUGCCGGCAUCCGUCACUGGGUUCCAGCCGGCUCUCCGGACCCUGGCGCAGCCCAUCAGCCAGGAGCACCUGAAGGACACACUGCAGAAGUGGAUCCACAUGUGCAACGAAGACAUUAAAAACGGGAUCACCAGCCUGCUGUCGUACGUGAAGAGCAUGAAGGGCCUCGCGGGGACCCGGGACGCCGUGUGGGAGCUGCUGACCAGCGAGGCCUCCGGGCACAGCUGGGAUGGCGUAUGUCACCGGCUCCUGGAGAAGCCGCUCUUGUUCUGGGAGGAUCUGAUGCAGCAGCUGUUCCUGGAGCGGCUACAGACCCUGACGAAAGAAGGCUUCGACUCCAUCUCCACCGGCUGCAAGGAGCUCCUCGUGUCAGCCCUGCAGGAGCUCGAGAGCAACCCCGGCACCUCCGCUGCAAACAAGCACAUCCACCUGGAGCACAACAUGGCUCUCUUCCUCUGGUCCGAGAGUCCCCAGGACCUGACUCCCGACACCGCCUGGGUCAGCGUGGCGCACCGGGGGCAGUGUGCUGGCAGCGGGCUCUCCAUGAAGGCGCUGGCCGUCAGCCCCUGCGUCCAGAACUUCUGCUCUGCCCUGGAUUCGAAACUGCAGGCUCAGCUGGACGACCUCCUGGCUUACCUUCCCUGUGCAGACCCGUCACUGCCCAAGGAUGUCCCCCCUGCGCAAGCCAAGAGCCGCACCUUUGACAGGUACGCGGACGCCGGGGCCGUGCAGGAGCUGCUGCGGGCUCAGUCGGCAGCGUGCAUUGCACGUGUCACGGACUGCAUCGGGGCAGAGCUGCGCAGCAUCGAGCAGGCGGUGCAGGGGCAGCGGGACGUCCUCAACAGUGUCCAGCUGCACGCGGUCCUUUUCAUGGCCAGACUCUGCCAGUCGCUGGCAGAGUUGUGUCCCCAUCUGAAACAGUGCAUCUUGGGGAAGGCCGGGAGCUCCGAGAAACCAGCAAGGGACCCCAGGGCUCUGAAAAAGCAGGGAAAGGGGAAACCCCAGGAAGUGCUUCCCACGCAGGCCAAGUGGCAGGAGGUCACUGAGCUGCUCCUGCAGCAGAGCGUGACGGGCUACCGUGUGUGGAGCUCCGCGGUCGUGAAGGUUUUGGCUCAUGGAUUCACCCAGUCAUUGCUCCGGGACGAUGCCGGCUCCAUCCUGGCCACCGCCACCAGCUGGGAUGAGCUAGACAUCCAGGAGGAGGUGGAGUCUGGCGGCAGCGUCACGUCCACCAUCCGACUCCCUACACAGCCAUCCUGGUACGUCCAGUCCUUCCUCUUUAGCCUCUGCCAAGAAAUUAACCGGGUUGGAGGCCACGCUUUGCCAAAGGUGACCCUGCAGGAGAUGUUGAAAAGCUGCAUGGUCCAAGUGGUGGCUGCCUAUGAGAAGCUUUCAGAAGAGAAACAGGUGAAGAAAGAAGGUGCAUUCCCAGUGACCCAGAACCGGGCCCUGCAGCUGCUCUAUGACUUGCGCUACCUCGGCAUUGUGCUGACAGCCAGGGGGGAGGAGGUGAAGAGUGGCCGUGGCAAGCAGGACUCCAGAGUUGGGAAAGUGGCCGACUAUCUGGAAACCCUCAUUGACCCAUUUGACCUGGACGUUUUCACACCGCACCUCAACAGCAACCUCACUCGGCUGGUGCAGCGGACUUCCGUUCUCUUUGGGUUGGUCACUGGCACAGAUAAUCAGUUCACUCCCAGGAGCAACACCUUCAACUCCCAAGAACCCCAUAACAUCCUGCCCUUGGCAUCGAGUCAGAUCAGGUUCGGACUUCUUCCGCUGAGCAUGACAAGCACCCGGAAGGCCAAACCGACCGGCAGAAGCAUUGAAACAAAAACACAGCUUCCCAUUCACUGGUGCUUUUCAACUCACGUGAGCCUCAAAAGACCAAAGGACUCCUGCUCACUGCACACAUGCUCCCUUCCUGGGUCAUGAAGUGGAUUCUAACUCCACUGCGGAAUCUGGAGCCAAUUUAUAUUCUGAUUCUCAGGCAUCACGACUGUAAAGAGAGGGCAAAUGAUCAACACAGACCGGCCGUGCCUCUGAGCUAACGUAAACCUCACUCGGCAGGAUGGACACACAGACCCGAGGAAAGAACACUGGUGUGGAUGCGGUGAAAGCAGUCACUGCGCGCCGUCUGAAUCGACUUCUAAUCCAAAAGAAUGGCAACUCCAUUACUGUCACAGGAUCAUCAACGGAUGCUCACGGACGCCCCUAAUCUCUGCUUUCCUGGCACCCUCCAGUCAUCACGUGACACACAAGCUCAAUGACUUUUCUGUGAAUCAGUUUUAAAAACCUAAGUGAAAGGAAAAAGAGCAGGACAGAAGACUCUUCGAAGGGGGAAGGAAGUCACAGAAGCUCCGGUCUCCACACAGAAGGUUCUGAUCUUCACCUGUUCAUUAACUGCCCCUAAACACGAACGGCCUGCUAGAGUUAACAGACUUCUUCCUCUGG